Doryrhamphus excisus (bluestripe pipefish) is the source of this 1647-nucleotide messenger RNA. The record is from RefSeq and is a predicted model, not a curated record. NCBI's taxonomy places the organism in Eukaryota, Metazoa, Chordata, Actinopteri, Syngnathiformes, Syngnathidae.
UCUGUUUUAAAAUGCGCACAAUAUAAAACGUUGAACGCGACUUGCCAAGUCAUGCGCAAACUGUUGUCAAAAUCCACCCCUUUUAUCUCCGUUCAUUGACGCUAUUGGAUACGGCAGUUGUCAAUCAAAACCUUUCACCCAAUACUCUCUCAGCCUCGCGUGGAUACAGGAAAUGCCGGAAAAACUUGGUUUGACACCAAUGAGCAGCCAUGCUAUGGAGGGGACAUGAAGUGGAAUUAAGGACAGAUUGAAGGUAGGAACCAGGAAGACAGAGCUGCAGACUUUGGAUAUAUUUCGGAACAGGAAGGAAAGUAAUCAAGCAUGGAGCUAAUGAAGGGAGCUGUGUUCUUUCUGAUUGCUGUUUACGUGUCAGCACCGCUCGUGCUCUACAUGCUCCCUUGGACUUUGGGAUACGCCAUAUUUGCUCACCUGCUGAGAAUUCCAUUGUUUGUGGAUUUUAGCCACCCGGAAAAAACACUGAACCACACAUGCAACUUCUACCUCAAUCCUGAGGACGGCAUCACCGUGGGCGUUUGGCAUACGCUACCUGCCAGCCAAUGGGGCGAGGCCGCUGGUAGAAGCCUGGAGUGGUACCGGGAAGCUCUUGGAGACGGAAGCCCUGUGAUGAUUUAUCUCCAUGGUAACGUGGGGAACAGGGCCAAAGAUCACCGUGUGCAGCUGGUGAAGAUUCUAAGCCGAGCAGGCUUCCACAUCCUGUCUUUGGACUACAGAGGAUUUGGGGACUCCACGGGUGAACCCAGCGAAAGCGGCCUGACCACGGACGCCGUCUACCUGUACGAGUGGGUGAAGCGGCACAGCGGGGGGUCCCUGGUGUACGUGUGGGGGCACUCCCUGGGAUCCGGGGUUGCCACCAACGCCGCGGUGAAGGUGCAAGAACGAGGGUCCGGUGUGGACGCCUUGAUCCUCGAGGCUCCGUUCACGAGAAUAGGAGAAGUUGUUGCCGUUUAUCCGCUGAGUAAGCUCUACACCUUCAUUCCAGGCUUUGAGGACUUCCUGUGGGACACUUUGGAGGCAAAUAACCUGCUUUUUGCUAACGAUGACAACGUGAAGGCGCUCACCUGCCCACUGCUCAUUCUGCACUCCGAGGAUGACGACGUGGUCCCGUAUCACAUGGGUCAGAAGUUGUACCAGGUGUCCCUGAGGGCGCGCCGCCGGGACGACGCCCGCACUAAAUUCAUCUCCUACGAAGCGAGUCGUGGAUUCUCCCACUGUGACAUCUACUUGGACCCCAACCUGGCCAAAUCCGUGGGGGACUUUCUGACAAACCUUCCUGGCUAGCGUGCCGAUCAUACAGUACGUCCACGCCUCAUCGUCAUGGAACAUUUUACCGUAUGUCACCACAAUGACCUGCACUUUGUGUACAUAAUAUUGUAUUGUAUGUCACAGAAACAUGCAUACAAAAAAAACAUGCUACACUGAAACUUUAAUGUUACCACUGGCAGGAAGCAAAUGAAGCAGAACUACAGUACUACUGUAGUACUGUAGUACUUGAGUAUUGUGUUGUUUUUGUGGACUCCUAUGAGUCCCGUGUGAGCGAAUGUUUAGGGAAUGCACAAGGAAAAUGUAACAGGCAAAAGUAGACGUGCUUUGUUGAUUAAAAAAAACGUAAACAUAACGUGUGUUACU